AUAUGCGCAAAAACUGUAUUGACGCUGUAGCGUCCCUUGGAAUUGAUUCGAUUAUGGAGAAACCUGUAUUAACUCAAGUGUCCAUAAUAUCUCUGGCUGUUACAGGCCUUUAUGCAGCUGGAGCAUUUGUUUUUGCCUUUAGCGUGGGGAAAUCCCAAUCCAGAAUUAAUAAGCUGAUAAUCGCUUGGCUAGUUUUUGAUGCAUUAAUUCACUUUACCUUGGAGGGACCAUUUGUGUACUGGUCAUUGGUUUCAACAGUAGAGAAAUCAAAACAUUUCACAGCCCAAGUUUGGAAAGAAUAUGCCCUUGCUGACAAAAGAUGGGGCAUGUCAGAUCCAACCAUUGUAUCAUUAGAAAUUCUGACCGUUUUCAUCACUGGACCUCUGGCUGUUUGGUUAAUCUACAUUGUAUUGAAGAAGAAACCAUACAGGCACUUCAUUCAGAUUGUGCUCUGUGUAUGUGAACUCUAUGGAGGAUGGAUGACAUUUUGUCCAGAAUGGUUGACUGGUAGUAAGAAUCUUAAAACGGACAACUUUUUGUACAUGUGGAUCUAUCUGGUUUUCUUCAAUGGAAUCUGGGUUGUGAUUCCAGUUCUGCUUCUCUGUCAGUCGUGGCUUGAAAUGACAGUGACAGGGGAGGUCAAACAAACCAAGGUCAUAGAAAGUGUGACCACCACAUCUGUCACCCAUAAUUAUAACACCCGGUCUCGAAAGAAAAUGGAAUGAGACAGACUGCAUUUGGAAUUAAUGAAUUUUGUUUUCAGAUUUUUAAAAAUUCAUAAAAUUCAAUACAUGUACUAUAAAACACGCUUAUAAUGAACUUGCUGAUAAUGAAUUCAUGAUUAUUGUGAACUGAUAUUUAUUCUCCUAUGAGAGGAAAAUAGCCAAAAUUUUAUUGGAUAUAAAAUAGUUUGGUUACAACAAGCUGGCCCCGGAGGUUCGCUAUAACUGUGUUUUACUUUACUGGGAAUUAUUCAAGAAUAUUUUUUCAAUAAUGGUAAUAGUACCCCAUGCAAACAAAAAAGUAUUUGACAAUCACCAUGUUUGUCUGCAGGUCCCAUUUGAAUGAGUGCAACUUGAAUGAGUAUCAUAUCUUUGUACUGAAAACUUUCGUAGAAAAAUGCUGCUAAUGACAGAAGUUUGUCACUAUUUUGACACAAAUAGAUUUUUGUAAAGAUAGCUGAAUUGGAUGUCAUUUUCAUAGGAUAGUAGAAGUUCACAACUAACUCAAUGGUGUAUCAUGACAUUCAGUCAAGGGUGCACGGAUGACAUCAUCUUUAAUGUUAACAAGAGAGAGGAGGGCAACGGUUGUGUUGGUUUUUUUUAUUGGACAUGAAUUCUUUUUGUGUCUUUGAUUAAUCUCUUUAUAAACUGUUUUGUUAGUAUGAAUUUACAUGACUGGUUUACAUUUUUAUGCACCAGGGAAGAUAAGAGGUCACACAGAAGUGACAUUGUGAAUAUGUCAAACUGAAUGCACCUUGUAUUUGCUGUGUUGUUUACUAUAUAAUCACUUAAAAUGUGCAAGACUGUAUCUAAGCAUUGAAUGUUUAUUUGUAUAUGUCUGUGUAUCUAAGCAUUGAAUGUUUAUUUGUAUAUGUCUGUGUAUCUAAGCAUUGAAUGUUUAUUUGUAUAUGUCUGUGUAUCUAAGCAUUGAAUGUUUAUUUGUAUAUGUCUGUGUAUCUAAGCAUUGAAUGUUUAUUUGUAUAUGUCUGUGUAUCUAAGCAUUGAAUGUUUAUUUGUAUAUGUCUGUGUAUCUAAGCAUUGAAUGUUUAUUUGUAUAUGUCUGUGUAUCUAAGCAUUGAAUGUUUAUUUGUAUAUGUCUGUGUAUCUAAGCAUUGAAUGUUUAUUUGUAUAUGUCUGUGUAUCUAAGCAUUGAAUGUUUAUUUGUAUAUGUCUGUGUAUCUAAGCAUUGAAUGUUUAUUUGUAUAUGUCUGUGUAUCUAAGCAUUGAAUGUUUAUUUGUAUAUGUCUGUGUAUCUAAGCAUUGAAUGUUUAUUUGUAUAUGUCUGUGUAUCUAAGCAUUGAAUGUUUAUUUGUAUAUGUCUAUGUAUCUAAGCAUUGAAUGUUUAUUUGUAUAUGUCUGUGUAUCUAAGCAUUGAAUGUUUAUUUGUAUAUGUCUGUGUAUCUAAGCAUUGAAUGUUUAUUUGUAUAUGUCUGUGUAUCUAAGCAUUGAAUGUUUAUUUGUAUAUGUCUGUGUGUGGAUAAUACGCAAUAGUGUGUGGUAACGCAGGUCAUUUAUUUUUAAUUGCAAUCCGCUCCGUCCAUCUUCGUGCAUUGACGAUUGCAUAUUUUAAACUUUUUGAUACAUGUAACUACAUCACCAUCAAUAAAGCCUCUGUAGGGUAAGAGGAACUUAGAUUGUAAAUUCCAUGACUUUUACACUUCAGGGGCUAUAGUACAUGUACUAAGUAGAAAGACAGGAAUUCCAAAACAUGGACUCAAUUUUAAAUAUUUUCUUUAGUUUUCGCAUCUGAAAAGAAAAGUAAAUACGUAGUUUUGCAGAACAGAAAGUCCUCUCAAAAAACGUUUUAUACCCGGGACAGAACCACAAUGGAUGUAUAAUGUUAAUGUCUGAUGUUCAAAAUUCUUUAGUUCUGUACAUCUGAAAGGAAAACUGAAUGCAAAGUAAUGCAGAGCCGGAAGCUGUGAAUUUCAUGAUCUUUGGGCAGGGAUUCUGUCUCUAGGGUGCGGUCAAAUGUUAAUGUUAUAAAAUCUUUUAUCUGAAUUCAGUUAGACAAGAGCUUUAUCAGCUGUCAGCAAAAAUGAUAGAUCCCAGUUCCCCUGGGGCAGGGGAGGGGGAGUCAAGUUGGGGAGGUCUGCCACAAUCGAUAUUUGAAGAGGAUAUAUAUGGUCAUCUACAAGUUUUAUAUUUCAUUCCCCUAUUUUUUAAGAUUGCAUAUACAUUAGCUAGUCCCUGGGGCGAGAUAAACUGAACGUUAACGAGUCCAGUUUGAGGUUUGUGUCUCAGCACAUGGCGUAGUUUUGACUUUUUGUUACGGUAAUGACAUGACAUGUAUUAUUUCUACAAUUUUUAUCAUGUUUAUUGUACGCUUAACAUUUCUUAUAUUUUCUUCCUAAUAAAUACCAUAACAACGAAAA
Molecule: messenger RNA, 3097 nt
Organism: Ostrea edulis (European flat oyster)
Lineage: Eukaryota; Metazoa; Mollusca; Bivalvia; Ostreida; Ostreidae
Product: emopamil-binding protein-like
Exons: 4
Coding region: 3-725 (240 amino acids)
Biological process (GO): sterol metabolic process
Cellular component (GO): membrane; endoplasmic reticulum
Molecular function (GO): cholestenol delta-isomerase activity
Source: RefSeq, a predicted model, not a curated record